Messenger RNA from Cynoglossus semilaevis (tongue sole), 1240 nucleotides. Its product is annotated as anterior gradient protein 3-like. Gene Ontology annotation, cellular component: endoplasmic reticulum. The transcript has 8 exons. The record is from RefSeq and is a predicted model, not a curated record. Bases 740 to 1240 code for a protein of 166 amino acids. NCBI's taxonomy places the organism in Eukaryota, Metazoa, Chordata, Actinopteri, Pleuronectiformes, Cynoglossidae.
UACGAAUGGAAUUCAAGUUAUGUUAAAUAAUAGUUCGUGUUGGCCUGAUUAAAAAAACAAAACCGGUCUGUUUACUGUGUGCGCAGCCCAUUGGUUUACUUGGGUCACAUGGGUACUAAGAACACGAAGAAGAAUCACCUUUAUUUAGAUUUAGUCUUAGUUUUUUGACAACACACUAUAUAAGAUAUUUAAGUCUCGACUAAAUGUAUCUCCAGAACUCCCAUUGGAGUCAUUCAGAAACAUGCCCUAACCACCGAAGCCACUUUUGAAACUUUUCCAUUUGCCGCAGCUGUGGAUCAACUUCCGGAGUUAUCAGCCUACUUGGCAAUAUGAUUCGUUCUGAUUGGAUCUCUUCUCCAUUCGUCCCGCCCUAAUAUUUUCGUCUCAUUUUGAUUCGUUUAUCCAUCCAUUAUAUUUCGUCCUUUUAAUUUAGUUUUCAUCCGUGAAAAAGAGUUCGUUGAUGAAUAUUUUUUUUAUCAUAGAUUUCGUCAACAAAAUGAACACUGAGAACGACAUGUUUGGAUUUUUUUUCUUUUUUUUUUUUGGGUUGGGCUGGUCUUUGUAUAUAUGUCACAGACACCCGCGGGGCAAACAUUUAUAGCAAACAGAUUUGACAUACCGGUUUAGUGAGUUCGGGUGACAAAGACAGGCGCCGAGGUGAGGGAGCGCGCACACGAACAGAUUAACAGAACACACACAUCGGUCACAUAAACUGUCAAGUUCCACGAAGGUAGAGGACAUGAAGUUUCGCUGGCUCCUGCUCACUCUGAUCUUUGGCGUCUGUGUCACUGCUGCUAAGGAGGAGAAGGAGGAAAUAUAUGAAGAGGAUCCAGAUCACCUGUCCAGAGGCUGGGGCAGUGAGAUCCGCUGGUCCAGUGGCUACGAGCCCGCUCUGAUAGAAAUGGCCGCCAAUAAGAAGCCACUGAUGGUCAUCCACCACAAAGACGAUUGUCCGUACAGUCAAGCACUAAAGAAAGCAUUUGUUGAAGAGGAGUCUAUCAUGAAAAUGGCCCAGAAGGAUUUCAUCAUGGUCAACGUAGUGGAGGAGACCGGGGACCCCAACAUGGCUCCCGAUGGUUACUACGUCCCCAGAAUACUUUUUGUUGACCCCUCCUUGACCGUGCGCGCCGACAUCAAAGGACAGUACUCUAACCACCACUACACCUACGAGCCCAAAGACAUGGAGCUGUUGGCCCAGAACAUGGAAAAAGCCAAAAACCUGCUUCAUGAUGAACUGUGA